Lachancea fermentati is the source of this 822-nucleotide messenger RNA. NCBI's taxonomy places the organism in Eukaryota, Fungi, Ascomycota, Saccharomycetes, Saccharomycetales, Saccharomycetaceae. The record is from the annotation of a GenBank genome assembly.
AUGGUACUCUCAUCAAAUUGGUUGAGUCUUCAAAACUCCCAUAAAAAGGAUGGAAAGGAAAUAUUCAAGAAGAAAAAGAAGAAGAAGUCGCAUCCCGUCAUAAAGGCAUCUACACCACAAAGAAAAAAUAUAAUGAACAUGGUGGAUUCCAUGACUAAAGAGAUAAACAUCCUACGGACAGCUAAAGAACAAUCAAACAAGUCAAAAGUUGUAGAAGGUAAGUUUCCGGGCGAUUCUCAUAGCCAUACAAAGAUCGGUGACAAAAAGUCACAAUCGAGAAGUCAAGAAAUUGGUAAAUAUGUUGCCAUAGAUUGCGAAUUUGUAGGCGUUGGUCCAGAGGGUAAAGAUUCUGCUUUGGCUAGGGUUUCGGCUGUCAACUUCUUUGGCCAUACCAUCCUUGAUCUAUUUGUUAGGCCUCAAGAAAGGGUAGUAGAUUGGCGAACGUGGGUCAGCGGGAUUACUCCAGCACAUAUGAAGCAGGCGGUUGAUUUUGCUGAGGCUCAAAAGCAAGUGUCGUCAUUACUCGAAAGUCGAAUCUUGGUUGGCCAUUCAGUGACACAUGAUCUUGACUCGCUAUUUCUAUCGCAUCCAAAGUCCAUGAUACGGGAUACCUCGAGGCAUAUUCCUUUUAGGAAAAAAUACGCAAACGGUAAAACACCAAGCCUGAAGAAGUUAGCCAAAGAGAUUCUAGAUUUAGAUAUUCAAGGGUCUCAGCACUCUUCUAUCGAGGAUGCGCGAGCCACUAUGCUCAUAUAUAAAUCAGAUCGCAGAGAAUUUGAGAGGCUUCAUCAAGCAAAAUUCGGUGCCAAAAAGAUGGUAUAA